Myripristis murdjan (pinecone soldierfish) is the source of this 1864-nucleotide messenger RNA. Its product is annotated as nucleolar transcription factor 1-B-like. The record is from RefSeq and is a predicted model, not a curated record. The transcript has 17 exons. The coding region runs from base 179 to 1498 and encodes 439 amino acids. NCBI's taxonomy places the organism in Eukaryota, Metazoa, Chordata, Actinopteri, Holocentriformes, Holocentridae.
CAAAUAUACAGGCUGCAUCAUUAAAUAUACAGGCUGCUUCCGUGGUUUACGUCCAGCUCAUCAUCGUUGGCACUGCAGUUUGUAAAAUGACGCCACCGAGAAGUUAGUUUUGGUGUUCAAGUCAAGUUAGCUAACUUAGCUAGUACAGUAGGAGACCCGACACGCUGUGGAAGGAAACAUGAGUCAAGAGCCAGCGGAGGCAGGGGAAAAAGUGUGGAGCAAGUCUGACCUGCAGAGGCUCCUGCAUGCUAUGAAACGCCGCAUCACCAAAUGCCAUGAAGCUGACAUAUAUAGCAAGGGACAGAGGAUUCUUGAAUGGGACAAGGUGGCUUUCCAACCUUACUCUGCUCAAGAAUGUAAACAGAAGUGGCAAGAUAUUUCACAGAAGAUACGCAAAAUUCGGACGCUGACAGAGCUCAUUGUUGAAGCGGAGGAUACCAUUAAUAACUCUAAGCCAGCGCUCCCGGUGAGACCGGGCCCCGCAAAUGCCAUAUUUUUUCAGGAAAAUUUUGCCAAGUUUAAGAAGAAGCACCCGGAGCUUAGCCGCCAGAAGCUCUUUAAAUUGGCCAGCAAGAAGUACACGGAUCUCCCCCCUCACAAAAAGGCCAUUUAUGUUAAUAAAUUCCAGCUUGCAAGAGACGAAUAUAUGCAGAGGAAACUGCAGCUCAGAAUACCCCAUCACAAGUCGCAGUCCAGCAAAGAUGCUCUCUUGCUGAUGCAGAAAGGACGGACUAAUGAGGACCAGCUUGGACCCGGCAGUGGCCCACCUGACAAGCCUCCUGUCAGUGCCUAUCAACUGUUCUGUAAAGAGCACUGGGGGUCUUGUAAAGGCCUCCCCAAUCAAAUCUUUCUAUGCGCCCAGCGCUGGCACAAGAUGCCCCAGGAAGAGAAGGACAACUACAAGACACGCUGCAACCAGUUGAGGAGUGAACAUGAGAAGAAGCGGAGGGAAUAUCUGUAUGAUUACAGUGAGGAGCAGCAGCAGCAGAUCCAAGAGCAGUAUGGCCUCAAGAAACCCCCUAAGGUCUCUAAAAGAAGAAAAUCUGCGCUGAAAUUUCCUGGUGAGCCCCCGAUGCCCUCUCGGUCAGGUCAUUUAUUGUUCUGCAGAAAGCAGAUCAAACUUGUGGACACGAUCAUGACUUCAAGGGAGCGCAUGUCCAAGGCCAGUCAAAUGUGGCACGGCCUCUCACAAGAGGAGAAGGAUGACUACAAAAAAGAAGCCGACAGCAACUUCAGAGAGUACACAGUGAAGCUGAAGACGUGGUUUAAGAGCUUGACAGCAUCAGAGCAGGAAGACUACCGUCAGCAUAACCGCAGUAAAUGUAAAUACAUUGAUGGCAAAAUAAAGGUUCAUUCCAAAGAAGCUAUGGCACCAAGCAGACCAUCCGAUUCGGAGGAUGAGGACCUUGAGGACAGCAGCAGUGACGAAGAGGAACAUUUGAUCAUGGAGGAGAGUGAGGAAGAGGAGAAAGAUGACAUUGUCACCCUAUGUGUGUGAGAUGAGAUGGAGAGCCACUCCAGAAGACUUGUGCACACCUUCAUCACAGAGCGGGCCGCUUUGGGAAGAUGAACCGCUCUGAUCUCUCCAGUCUUCCUCUGUAAUGUUUCACAUGGGAGUUUAGGUUGCUUGCAGAUUAAGUUUAUGGGUAAAUACAACUGCAAAAUACUGAUGGGUCAGAUAAAACUUUACUUUUGCCCUUAAUCAAGAGAGAGUGCCUAUGUUUUGACUUAGGAAAGUGUGUGUAGACAAUGUAACAUGAUUAAACAUGAUUUUUUUUUUUUUUUUUUUACUUCUGUGAACCUCUUAUCAUUCUGUAACCUCAGCAAUCGAGAUGUUCAUCAAAUAAACAUGUUUGUAACAUAA